Messenger RNA from Acipenser ruthenus (sterlet), 1640 nucleotides. RefSeq names its product opsin-5-like. The record is from RefSeq and is a predicted model, not a curated record. Gene Ontology annotation, molecular function: G protein-coupled receptor activity. Gene Ontology annotation, cellular component: membrane. The transcript has 7 exons. Lineage: Eukaryota; Metazoa; Chordata; Actinopteri; Acipenseriformes; Acipenseridae. Gene Ontology annotation, biological process: G protein-coupled receptor signaling pathway; visual perception. The coding region runs from base 256 to 1341 and encodes 361 amino acids.
UUCAGAAGAGAGUCUGUGUUUGUGCUGAAACGCAGCGUGAUUGUUGCAUUGAGGGAAUGAGAGGAUCAAGAUCACAGAAAGUUAGAAUCAUAACAAACCGCAAAUCUGCUGCCUGCUAAAGAAAAAAAAAACACGAAGAACAGUACAUAGAAAAUCUGCCUUUUUUGGAAUUUAGUGAGUAGUUCUGCCAAGCACCUUACUUGGCAAGAACUGGGCAUUUUGGGCACAGUUCAGUAAGAAGACAGCUAUUUGUACAUGAGCAUGGCGAUGACUGAUAACGGCACAUCAUCCCACAAUAACUACAUUCCUCAUUAUCUUCUAAAGGAUAACCCGUUUGUCUCCAGGCUAUCGAGAGGAGCUGAUGUUGCAGCUGCAUUCUACAUGAUUAUUGUAGGGAUUUUGUCAGCUGUUGGAAAUGGUUAUGUCAUUGUCAUGUCCUGGAAACGGAAGACAAAGUUAAAGCCUCCAGAGCUCCUGACAAUUAAUUUAGCCGUCUUUGAUUUAGGGAUUACAGUUGCAGGCAAACCAUUCUUUAUAGUGUCCUGUUUUGCACAUCGCUGGAUUUUCGGAUGGGCAGGUUGCCGAUGGUACGGGUGGGCAGGGUUUUUCUUUGGCUGUGGAAGCUUAAUUACGAUGACUGCAGUCAGUCUGGAGAGAUACUUCAAAAUCUGCCACUUAAGAUAUGGUAGCUGGUUUACGAGGCACCAUGCUUUUGCCUGCUUGGGGUUCAUCUGGUUCUAUGCAGGAUUUUGGGCCACCAUGCCUUUGGUAGGAUGGGGAAACUAUGCUCCGGAACCCUUUGGCACAUCUUGCACUUUGGACUGGUGGCUUGCACAAGCAUCAGUGGCUGGGCAGAGCUUUGUGUUGUGCAUGCUGUUCUUCUGUCUCAUAUUUCCUACAGCAAUAAUUGUGUUUUCAUAUGCACAAAUCAUUAAGAAAGUCAAAGCAUCUGCACAGGAGGUUGCCCACUUUGACACCAGAAAUCAGAACAGCCAUGUUCUGGAAAUGAAACUAACCAAGGUGGCAAUGUUGAUAUGUGCAGGAUUCCUGAUAGCCUGGAUACCCUAUGCUGUUGUGUCAGUGUGGUCUGCCUUUGGGCAGCCUGACUCUGUUCCUAUCCCUGUGUCUGUGGUGCCCACCCUGCUGGCAAAAUCAGCAGCUAUGUACAACCCUAUGAUAUACCAAGUUACUGAUUGCAAAAACGAUUGUGCUAAAACAAGUUGUUUCAGAGCCUUCAAAAAAAGGAGAUUAUACAACAAGUCCAGGUUUUUUUCAACAACUGCAACUGGCAAAGGCGCCCCAGCUAUAGAAACCCACAUAGAGAUAGAAGAAACUGACUGAUUGAUUUUGCUGAAGAAGGUUGCUCUGUGCUUGUGCUCCUGAUCUGAAGUUAUUCUGGGUGUAUUACACAACACUUUAAACAUGAACAGCAGCUGUACUGUGUAUUCCCUCCUUUCUGUUGAUCCUUGCUACUGAUAUUCCAUGGCACUCAGAACAAUAUAUGGUAUUGUUUUGCACCUGUAAACCAUCUUGAAAAACAAAUUCCAUCCAAUGUAUCCAUUACCUUGCAUUCUGAGUCAUUUGGUGACAGGUUACACACACAAUUUGUCCACUAAUGUUUCCACACUGUGGUCUCCAGU